Molecule: messenger RNA, 5804 nt
Organism: Eublepharis macularius
Lineage: Eukaryota; Metazoa; Chordata; Lepidosauria; Squamata; Eublepharidae
Gene: FGD5
Product: FYVE, RhoGEF and PH domain containing 5
Exons: 21
Coding region: 288-5054 (1588 amino acids)
Cellular component (GO): cytoplasm
Molecular function (GO): guanyl-nucleotide exchange factor activity; metal ion binding
Source: RefSeq, a predicted model, not a curated record
GCGCCGGGCGAUCCGAGACUGCGGGCGGCCCGUCCAGUUGCAAGGAGGUGAUGGCAGCGGCCGGGCAGGGCGACGAAGGCUCCCCGCAGCCCUGAGCUCCGCCGCCGCCGCCGCCGACUUUCGCUCCGCCGGCGCUUGCCGAGGGCUCCGCACCUUGCCCGAUCGGCUCUCCUCCGCCCAGCAGCCCAUGCCCCAACCUCAGCUUUAGCAGCCGGGCGGGCGGGCAGGAGGAGCCACCCGGAGCCUCUGCCGGGAUCAUGGUCUGAGCCGGGGGCGGGCGCCAGAAGAUGAGCGGCACAGAUUUCACAAAACCACCACUAGCACCAAAACCAAAGAUUCUCAGUCAUCUUGCUUCUAAACUUCCUCCAUCACUGUCAAGGUCUGGGACGCUUCACAAUUCAAACUCUAUGUCUAGGGGUCCAAAACCACCCAUUGCACCCAAACCAAAAAUCUCCACUGACAAUGUUCCAGUGAUUAUACAGAGAUCCAGUAUUUGUGCCAACAACAAUUUUAACAAAUGUGCCAAUGGACAGCUGUGUGAAGGAAAUCAGAGCAACACUGAGUGCUCGGAGUCAGAACUAGAAACUGAGGAUGAAUAUAUUGUAAUUUCUGAAGCUGAAUUGACAGAUAAAGAGUAUAAUGACUCUGAACAACCACAGGAACCAGAGAAUGUUGUCUUAUGCUCUCCAGGAGCAUUAGCAGGUAAGGCAGAGGAUAACUACACUGAAAAUGAGAUCUGUGAUCUUGAAAUAAAUGAACUAAAGAACAAUGAUUCUUCAUGUAACACUGAAGCAGCAGACAGGGGCUCAUGUGAAUCAACUGACACCCACUCUCCUGACAGCCCUGAAGAAACAAAAGAGAAUGCUGGGUAUGAUGAUGUAGACUGUGAAACUGAUCCCGGUAUAACCAAAAUGUACUGUGCAGAUGGGGCUGAUGAAACACUCAGAGAACUGGAUCUGAUAAAGGACAAUAAUGAGUAUAAUAUGGAUAAUAAAAUUUUGAAUGGAGGUGCAAUUUUCAAGGACUCUAUAUGUGAAGUUAUUAUCUUAAGACAUUUAGAGGAGCCAACACCCCCUUCAGAGGACCUGCUUCCAAUCUGUGAGGGCCCAGGAGAGGAAGAUUCACUCCAGGCUUUGGAAGAUGAGCAACCCAGCGCUGACACAGACAUGGGUGCAACACAUAACAAUGGAGAUGAAUCAACCUUGGACAUAGAGUCGGAGCUUGUAGAGGGUGAUUGUGAAAGUCCCAGUAUUCUUCUUGAUGAUUCUGAAGAAGUAGGCAUUGGACUAGACCUUAACGAACCUGAAUCCAAUACAGAAGCAACAUUGAGUGGGACAGCUAAUGAAACUGAUGCUGGAAAAGAGGAGGAAAUCGAUCUAGAUGCUACAUGUGAAACAACCAUAGAACUGGAAGAACAUAUAGAUGAUGGCUACCAAACCACUGAAAUUAAGAGUGAAGAGGAAACAUCAGAGAUAGUGUGUGAUACCAAAGAAGACCCUGAGGAACAAAAUGAUAAUGUCCUAGAGGCAGAAACCAUAGAUGACAACUGCCAGAUUAUUCCCUUCGAAAAGGAAUGCAGUGAAGAUGACCCUGACUCUCCUGAAAAAGAUUUGCCAUUAGAAGAGACUGAAAUGUCUAGUGACAAUCAGUCCUUUGCUCUUCAGGAUGUUAGCAGACUGGAAUGUAAGUCACAGCUAGCGGAAGAAUGUAAGGUAGAUGUUUUCCUUGGAGAUUGCAGUGAAAAUGCUUUGGAAGAUCCAGAAUCACAUAACCAUAUGACUGAGGCAGAGCAUGGUGAUGAUGGAGAAACUGCCCUGGAUACACCCAAUAAAACUUCAGUUGAUAAUACAUGUCGUGCCUCAGAAGAACUGAAUGAAUGCCAUUAUAGCAACAGUCAGAUAAAUGCAAUCUGUGAAUAUGUGCUUGAUGCUGCUGCAGUAGUUCCUGAAGUGGUGGUGGCUUCUGAUAAAGAUGAUGGAGAAACAGCCAAUGACUCGUCCCUAGAUAACCCCUAUGUAUUGGGAGAUAGCCUUCCUUCAUUUGUUGGAAAAGUAGUGGGGGAGGCGGAUGUUCAAAAGGAGGGAGGGAGUAUGGAUGGUGAAAACCACUUGCUCUCCAUUGACCGGAAAAGCAUCGUUACUAGAACAAGGUCCCUUUCUGGGAAGGUACCUGGAUAUGUGCCGGAAACAGUUCCAGAAGAAACAGGCCCAGAUGCUGAUUUGCAGCCAUUAAGCACAACUCCCAUGGUGGCUGAAGACUUAAGCCAUAACUUCUCUUUGUUGGAUGGCAAGCCUAUGGAACUGAAUAGGGCAUUACCUGCAAAGCCAAGACGCUUUAUUUUAUACCCUCGGUCUUUUUCAGUAGAAGGUAAAGACAUCCCAGUCUCUGUUUACAGAGAAUCUGAUACCUCUAUAAUGGAUUACAAUAGAAUAAACAGGAUGGAAGACCUCUCUUUGCCUUGUGUAAUUGCUUCAUCAGGUAGCUUUUCCCAGAGAAAUCAUCUUCCAUCCAGUGGGGUGUCCACCCCAUCCUCAGUUGUGGAUAUACCACCUCCUUUUGAACUAGCCUGCAUUACCAAAAAGCCAAUUACUAAAAGUUCACCUUCACUUUUAAUAGAGAAUGAAUCCCCUGAUAAAUACUGCAAGAAAAAGAAAUCCUCUUUUAAAAAGUUCCUCACCCUGAAGUUCAAAAAGAAGACUGAAAAUAAAGUUCAUGUGGAUGUUCAUCUUUCUUCUUCAAGAUCUUCCUCAGAAUCUAGUUAUCAUGGACCUUCCAGGGUCAUGGAAUUGGACAGGAGGAGUUUGAGUAGUUCACCUCAGCUGAAAUCACGUACGGGCAAGCUGAGGGCCUCUGAGUCUCCAACUGUUUUUUUCUAUAAGGAUGGCAAGAGAAAAGGGACACCCAAAACCUUUAGUAGGAGUGUAUCACGGGUGGAGUCUUUUGAGGAUCGUUCAAGACCACCUUUCAUGCCCCUUCCAUUAACUAAGCCUAGGUCUAUAUCAUUUCCUAAUGCUGAUACUUCUGACUAUGAGAAUAUUCCAGCAAUGAACUCUGAUUAUGAAAAUAUACAAAUUCCUCCGCGAAGGCCCACCAGGGCAGGAACUUUUACUGAGUUUUUUGAAGAUCCUAGCAGGGCGUUAUCUGCUGCUAACGAGAACGAUGGCUAUGUGGAUAUGAGCAGUUUUACAGCUUUUGAGAACAACAAACAGCAACCUACUAACCAGGAAACAGAAAGUGCCUACACAGAGCCUUACAAAGUGUGCCCUAUCUCAGUGAUUCCCAUUGAAGAUGUCACGUCAGAUGAGGAACUUAGAAGUUCUGGAGAUGAAGACAGUAACCAAGGAGAUUCCAGUCUCGUCCACAAGAAAGAAGGACAAUCCAGAGCUCACCUAAUUGCCCAGGAACUUGUGUCUUCAGAGAAAGUAUAUGUGGAGAUGCUCCAGCAGUUACAUAUGGAUUUCUAUGAAGCUGUCUUAAGAGUGCUGGGACAUAAAGAUGACAAUGACCUUGAAGACAUCAAGCUCAAGGAGGGGUUGAGUGAACUCCCAGAGAUCUACAAACUGCACCAAGAAAUACUAGGGGAGAUGGAAGAAAAAGUCGUCAACUGGGAAGAACACCAGAAAGUGGCUGAUGCUUUCCUCACUAGGGAAUCCAGGUUUAGCCACCACACAGCUUACAUUAUGCAGUUUGAUAGAAAUUUGGCUUUGCUGGAUGAAGCCUGUCUUAAAUCUUCCCAGCUGGAUGCUGUCAUUCGGGAGUUUGAGCAGAUUCAUGAUGGCAGUGCCUUGAAUGUGAAACAUCAGCUUCUGAAAGUGGUGCAGCGCAUAUUCCAGUACCAUAUGCUUCUCACAGAUUACUUGAAUAAUCUUUGCCCUGAUUCUGCUGAGUAUGAAGACACACAAGCUGCCUUGCUCCUUAUCUCUGAAGUUGCAGAUCGAGCCAAUGAUAGUAUGCAACAAGGGGAAAAUUUGCAGAAGUUGGUGCAUAUAGAACACAGUGUCAAGGGGCAGAGCAACCUCCUCCAGCCAGGAAGGGUGUUUCUUAAAGAAGGAACGCUAAUGAAAGUGUCCGGAAAAAACAGGCACCCUCGACACUUGUUCUUGAUGAAUGAUGUCCUGCUAUAUACAUAUCCCCAGAAGGAUGGCAAGUAUCGGUUGAAGAACACCUUGACUGUAUCUGGCAUGAGGGUCAGCCGUGUAGUGACAGAGAAGGCCCAGAAUGUCCUGAAGAUUGAAUAUGCUGAAAAUUGCCUAACUCUAUCAGCAAGCUCGUGCUCCGAAAGGGAUGAGUGGUACAGCUGCAUCAGCAGAAGCAUCCCAGAUGACUACAGGGCUCAUAGCGCAGCCACUUUUCACAACAGCGUGGAACUUAGGGAAAGACUGGGAAUGUCCUUGGGUGAGAGACCCCCAACCUUGGUGCCUGUGUCUCAUGUCAUGAUGUGCAUGAAUUGUGGCUGUGACUUCAAGCUCACGUUGAGGCGCCAUCAUUGCCAUGCAUGUGGGAAGAUUGUGUGCCGAAAUUGUUCAAGAAACAAGUACGCUCUGAAGUACCUCAAAGACCGACUAGCAAAAGUUUGUGAUGGCUGCUAUGCAGAACUGAAGAGGAGGGAGCGGCCAAUGAGUGUGAGCUUCCCUACCAGUUCAUCCAGGUUUUCAGGCAGUGCCUUCUCUUCUGUCUUCCAUAAUAUCCACUACUCAUCCUUCAAAAGACAAAAGAAAAUUCCUUCAGCUCUUUUGGAGGUGUCAGCCUCUGGAGAGGGCUCUUCUAUCAGUGGCUAUCUCAGUAGAUGCAAGAGGGGUAAAAGGCACUGGAAAAAACUAUGGUUCGUCAUCAAAGGCAAAGUGCUCUACACCUAUACAGCAAAUGAGGAUAAAGUCGCCACAGAGAGUUUGCCUUUGCUGGGUUUCACAAUUGUCCCAGAAAAGGAAGACAGAAAUAUGGAUGCAGUUUUCCAUCUUUACCACAAGCAAACUCUGUUUUAUAGCUUCCGAGCAGAAGAUAACAAUUCCGCACAGAGAUGGAUUGAAGCCAUGGAGGAAGCAUCUGUAUUAUAGCAGUUAUCAUCCGAGUGGACUUUAAAUGAAUGCCUUUAUAUUUGCAGCAAAACUCCCUCUAUUGGAAGAAACAAUGUAUACUCCAACCUGAAUAGAAUUUGUCUAAGACUGUUUUUUGUCCUUCCUAACUCCAACUUGCUUCCCUACAAGUGGAGAUUUUAAAAAUAAGGAGUAUUUAUGGCCCUUUUUCUAUCUGUGCAAUGUCAUCCUUCGCUAUAUACUCCAGUAUAAUACAGUUGCAUCCUAUUUUCAAGAUGUAGAAUGUAUGACUCUUUCUGAACUUACAAAAACUCACUUGUUGCAUCCAACUGAGUUCCACUUACCUGUUACCAGUACCAUCAACUUCAGUUUGUUUUUGGGCCAGCCAUGAAAGCGCAAUACAACAUCAUACAUUUUAUUAAAACUCAGCUUAUUUUCUUCUCUAAAGAACUCAGAACUGACAUACUACCAGUCCCUUUACCGUGCCAGCGUGAAUAGCAGUGUGCUUAUUGGGACUGCUGCCACAGAAAAGGUGUGAACACCUUCAGCCCACCAGGGUUUGGCAGCAAAACCCCAGAACAGUAAUGCAGCACUAACUUAUUGAAUUGAUGGUAAGAGUUUUCAUUCUUACUAGUGUGUCAAUAGCGCACGGCAAACCUGAACCCAACUGAAGAUCACAUCAGUCUCCAGUCCAAAGGAUGUUAAUUUAUUGUAAGCCUUUACCUAGUUUGUUUGUUUUACCUAGUAGCAUUAAACUAUUUUAAUACCUGA